Exophiala mesophila is the source of this 1836-nucleotide messenger RNA. RefSeq lists its product as uncharacterized. The record is from RefSeq and is a predicted model, not a curated record. The coding region runs from base 1 to 1836 and encodes 611 amino acids. Gene Ontology annotation, molecular function: oxidoreductase activity, acting on CH-OH group of donors; flavin adenine dinucleotide binding. NCBI's taxonomy places the organism in Eukaryota, Fungi, Ascomycota, Eurotiomycetes, Chaetothyriales, Herpotrichiellaceae. The transcript is spliced from 5 exons.
AUGGCACACUACUCGCACGAAAAGCAUGGCGACAUGGAUAUCAUAUUCGCAGGCGGAGGCACUGCGGCCUGUGUGGCAGCUGGACGACUGGCGGCUGCAGAUCCGACCCUCAAAAUUUUGUUGAUAGAGCAAGGGCCGAACAACUUUGAAGAGCCAGCUGUGGUUCAUCCUGCACUAUAUCUCUCGCAUCUGUCACCAGACAGCAAGACAGCUCUGUUCUACAAAUCUCGUCCAUCGAGUCAUCUUGAUGGGCGUGAGGCUGUGGUGCCCGCAGGUGGCACGCUCGGCGGUGGUUCUUCCAUAAACUUCAUGAUGUAUACGAGGUGCCAGAGUAUUGACAUGGAUGCGUGGAAAACCCCAGGGUGGACGGCUCGUGAAAUGCGGCCGGUGUUUAACAAGCUUGAGACAUUCCAUCAGGAUGAGCAAGGCAUUGACAAGAAUAAGCAUGGAUAUGAAGGACCGAUACACAUCUCCUCAGGAGGUUUUCGAAGCAAGAGCAGCGAUGUGUUCAUCAACACCGUGAAACAGAUGGGCUUUGACGAGAUUGUUGAUCUACAGGAUCUAGAUCAGGUUGGCGGCUUUUCUAGGUGGCAACGAUAUGUUUCACCGGACGGCAAGCGCCAGGAUACUGCUCAUUGUUACAUUCACCCACUCUUGCAAGACGGGAAGCACCCCAAUCUACAUAUCUUGGUCAACUCGCAAGUUAUACGUAUCGUUUUCGAUGGGGAACAGUCUCCACCACGAGUGACCGGUGUUGAGUAUCAGACCAAGCUUGUCAGCCAACCUGCAACUGAGCUCUCGCAGCCCAAGGUGCAGACCAUUUCGGCCAAGAAACUGGUUGUCGUAUCCGCAGGAGCCUUAGGUAGUCCCCAGAUCCUCGAGCGAUCGGGAGUUGGCUGCUUCGAACUUUUGCACAAGCUCGGUGUCGAUGUUGUCAGCGAUUUGCCAGGUGUUGGUGAGAACUACCAGGACCACCACCUGUGCUUGUAUCCUUAUCACUCUAGUCUCCCUCCAGAAGAGACAUUAGACGACAUAUUCAGCUCUCGAAUGGAAGUCGCCACAGCAGCCGAGAAGAAGGACCAUCGACUGGGCUGGAACGCUAUUGACAUAUGUUCCAAACUCCGGAUGACAGAUGAAGAUGCGAAAGCACUUGGCACGGACUUCGAGGCCGACUGGCAACGAGACUUUGCGCCUCAUCCAACUCGGCCUGUGAUGCUCUGCGGCAUGGUGAAUGCUUUCAUGGGGGAUGCUGCACUGGUCAGUCCUGGCCAGUAUUUUACGCUAGGAGCGUAUACUGCGUAUCCUUAUUCCCGGGGUUCAAUUCAUAUCAACUCGGCUACCGAUGUGGAUAGCGGGUACGAUUUUGACGCAGGCUUUCUGAGUCAUCCAUCUGAUAUCAAAAAGCAAGUAUGGGCAUACAAAUUGAUUCGCGAGAUUGCACGUCGACUGCCGUUCUUUGAAGGAGAGCUAGAAAUGGGACACCCCAAACUUCCCGGACACACGGCGUCAGAGGGAUUUCUGCCCAGUCGGGACCGUGAUCGUAUCCAGUACUCUCAGCAAGACGAUGAGACGAUCGAGAACUGGAUCCGACAGACUGUCAACACCACAUGGCACUCUCUUGGCACUUGUGCAAUGAAGAAAGCUGAGGAAGGGGGCGUUGUUGAUGGGGAUCUCAAUGUCCAUGGCACUACAGGCCUGAAGGUGGCCGAUCUGAGUAUCUGCCCAGCGAAUGUGGGGGGUAAUACCAACAAUCUUGCCAUAGCAGUAGGAGAAAAGGCCGCGAGUAUAAUUGCGCGGGAGCUAGGCUUCAAGCUCGAGCUAUCAGCGAUGCUGUGA